Bacillus rossius redtenbacheri is the source of this 1625-nucleotide messenger RNA. Its product is annotated as dehydrogenase/reductase SDR family member 7. Gene Ontology annotation, molecular function: oxidoreductase activity. The transcript has 8 exons. The coding region runs from base 505 to 1488 and encodes 327 amino acids. Lineage: Eukaryota; Metazoa; Arthropoda; Insecta; Phasmatodea; Bacillidae. The record is from RefSeq and is a predicted model, not a curated record.
UUCAUCACUAGUGCAUUUAAAUACAUUCUGUAACAAAUCACGACUUUGUAUUUUGAUGCUCAGCAGAAUUUUAGAAUAUUUAACAAAAAUUAUUGUCUGCAGGAUUACUGUUUGUAAACAAACGCAUGUGGUUUUGUUUACUUUCACUGAAAUGGCAGUUCUGGUAUAACACUGUAAGCCAUGGUUUGGCCCGUGCGCAGUUGACAAUAAUCGGUCUUUACACGUCAUUAGUCUAUGAACUAUACGGUAACCCAUUCGUGUGUGGCAGUUGGGCUGGACUUGGAUGGAUUGAAUUUGGGGCGGAGGCAGAAUUGAGAGGUGAUAAGGAAGCUUGAAUGUUUGUGCUUGGCAGGUAAUCAUGAGUACAACAGCUUGUGGUUUUUUUGUUUUAUCGAGAAGCUGUGGCUUUUUAAGUCGUUUAGUUAAAGUGCUUGUUCUUGAAAUCACUGAGGGCAGUUAUGCGAUCACCCGCACCACUGCUGUAAAACUUAGGCGUGUUAAACAAUGGAUUUCUUCAGUUUUAUUGGUAUCAUUGUAGUUCUGUACUACAUUACCCUUUUAAUUGGUUUCCUGUUUUGGGAUUGCAACUUGGAGUUGGCUUACACCGAGAGGUUUAGGCUUCCAGUAGGCGUGAUGCGGGGCCAGGUGGUGUGGGUGACCGGGGCCUCGAGUGGCAUCGGGGAGCAUCUGGCGGUGGACCUGGCCCGCCACGGGGCCAAGCUGGUGCUGUCGGCCCGCCGCGAGGACCAGCUCGACCGGGUCAAGGACAAGUGCCUGGAAGGAAGCCCAGUUCUCCGCUCAGAAGACGUUCUCGUUCUCCCGUUGGACGUGACAAAAUUUGACACUCACCAGGCAGCAUUCGACAAAGUCAUCAACCAUUUUGGUUGUCUGGACGUGCUGGUGAGCAACGCGGGGCGCUCGCAGCGCUGCGCCUGGGAGGAGGCAGAGCUGGAGGUGGACCGGCGGGUGCUGGAGCUGAACGUGCUGGCGGUGGUGUCGCUGACCCGCGUCGCCCUGCGCUACUUCCUGCGGAGGGGCGGCGGCCACGUGGCCGUCACCUCCAGCCUGGCCGGCGUCGAGGGCGUGCCCUUCUCCUGCAGCUACACCGGCUCCAAGCACGCCCUGCACGGCUACUUCAACAGUCUCAGGAAUGAGAAAAUGGGCAGCAACCUGACGGUGACCAUCUUGUGUCCCGGCCCUGUGUUCACCAACUUCCUCUCGGAGAGCUUCACCGGGAAAGUGGACCAGAAAUUCGGAGAGAGCGCGAGACCCACAGACAAGCGCAUGUCUGCCGAGAGAUGUGCGCAUCUUUGCGCAGUAGCCCUGGCCAACAAACUGGACGAGGUCUGGAUGGCACCUCGACCAAUCCUGCCGUUGAUUUACUUAUUUCGCUACUACCCCACCAUCGGCAGGGCGCUUUUUAAGUUUUUGGGUCCAAAAUAUCUUCUCAAACUGAGAGACAGCAGACAGACUGUUGAAGCAGAGUGAUUGACUGACAAGAAAUCAUACUGUUGCUUAUUCAAUGCUUUCUUCUGUUCAGACAAAGUUAUACAUACUUAGUUUAAACUUUUUUAAAUGGAUUUGUAUACCUUGGAUAUAAUAAAGACUAUUUAUUUUGGGAAUAA